GGAGCAACUCCAAAACUUGUCACACGAGAGGAGGCUGUGCGGCAAAUGAACAAAAAUCUGGAUGUUUUAGAAGAAGUCACCAAAACAGCUGCUGCAAUGGGCUCCCACAUUAUUGUGUUGCCUGAGGAUGGCAUUUAUGGCUGGGUUUUCAAGAGAGAAACUCUCUAUCCUUAUCUUGAGGAUAUACCAGACCCUCAAGUAAACUGGAUUCCAUGCAUUGACCCCCAAAGAUUUGGAUCAAGUGAAGUGCAAGAAAGACUCAGCUGCAUGGCAAGAAACUACUCUAUCUAUGUGGUUGCAAAUAUGGGGGACAAGAAGUCAUGCAAUUCGACUGAUCCAAAGUGCCCCAAGGAUGGUCAUUAUCAAUACAACACAGACGUUGUCUAUGAUCCAGAAGGCAAAUUUUUGGCACGUUACCACAAGUACAACCUUUUUGAGUGGGAAACGCCCUACUUUGAUUUCGCCAAGGAACCACAGUUUGUCAACUUCAACACCUCCUUUGGGAGAUUUGGCAUUAUCACUUGUGCUGAUAUACUUAAUUUCCGUGAACCUGCUGUAUCACUUGUUGAAAACUUCAAGGUGGACACAAUCCUCUUCCCAACUGCUUGGACAAAUGGUCUCCCACUGUUGUCUGCUGUUCAGUUCCACUCAGCUUGGGCUAUGGGAAUGCGUGUAAAUCUUCUUUCGGCGAAUAUACGCAAACCUUCCUUGGAUCUUACUGGAAGUGGUAUCUUUACACCUAAUGGUGCCAAGAAAUAUUACUUUGAUAUGGAAACUCAGGAAGGUUGUCUCCUCAUUGCAGAAGUUGAUGCACGCCCCCGACAGUCCCCCAUGUAUCCUCCCUCUGUUAACUGGAGCUUGUAUGCUUCAAAUCCUGAGCACUUCUUUUCACAGGCUGAAGUAUUUACUGGAACCAUUUAUUUUGAUAAUUUCACCUUCACUGAACUUUCUCAAGAAGCAGGAAAUCAUACCGUUUGCCAGAAAGGCCUCUGUUGCCACUUGAGCUACAAGAUGACAGAAAAAUGCAAUGAUGAAGUUUAUGCAUUUGGGGCUUUUGAUGGGCUUCAUGUGAUUGAAGGAGAAUAUUAUUUGCAGAUAUGCACACUACUGAAGUGUAACACCACAGACUUGAAAUCCUGUGGGCAGGAAGUGGAUACCGCUCGUACCAAAUUUGACUAUUUUUCUCUCAGUGGCACGUUUAAUACUAGUUAUGUGUUUCCAGAAGUAUUGCUGACAGGAACUCAGCUGGCCACAGGAGAAUUUGAGGUAUUGACUGAUGGACGUCUGACAAGUAAACACAGCCUGUCGAAGCCAGUCUUAUCUGUGGCUCUUUUUGGGAGGUGGUAUGAAAAGGACCCUCCACAUCCACAAAGUGCUUCUCCAUGAGACAAUCCUGUGUUACUUUACUCCCCUUUCACAUUAUCAGCAUUCUGUCACUUGAAUUCAUCAUUAUGUCUCCAGUUUCUGACUUCUGAGAGGACUGUAUGCCAGAAGCCGUAAAGAACAGUGUCUUUAUUCCAUUGUCAGACAAACUAGAUUUGUUGUCAAAACACUUCUCAAUUAUGAAAUUUGAUCAAUGGAACACUUAGGGUCUAUCCACAGAGCCAUUUCUCACUGCUACAGCUCACAAGGCACUUCCAUGUGUCCCUGUGCACAUGUGUCCCUACAAUGUUCCAUGUGUCCCUACAAUCUUCAGACAGCCAUCUGUUGGCUAUCCUACCACUAUGCAACCACUAAGGCCGGAGCCCAGGCCCUUUCCAUUGUGGCUCCUGCUGUAUAGAAUGGGCUCACUGAAGAGGAAAGGGGAGCCCCAUCAUUGGA
Messenger RNA from Gekko japonicus, 1821 nucleotides. Its product is annotated as vascular non-inflammatory molecule 3-like. Bases 46 to 1386 code for a protein of 446 amino acids. The transcript has 7 exons. The record is from RefSeq and is a predicted model, not a curated record. NCBI's taxonomy places the organism in Eukaryota, Metazoa, Chordata, Lepidosauria, Squamata, Gekkonidae. Gene Ontology annotation, molecular function: hydrolase activity, acting on carbon-nitrogen (but not peptide) bonds, in linear amides.